Molecule: messenger RNA, 1200 nt
Organism: Rhipicephalus sanguineus (brown dog tick)
Lineage: Eukaryota; Metazoa; Arthropoda; Arachnida; Ixodida; Ixodidae
Product: papilin-like
Exons: 5
Coding region: 22-1200 (392 amino acids)
Molecular function (GO): serine-type endopeptidase inhibitor activity
Source: RefSeq, a predicted model, not a curated record
GUUUUCAGGAAUCUACAAGCGAUGAGGACGCUAGGCGGCUUUCUUGCUCUUCUUGUCUCUGCUACAUGUAUUCAUGGCACGUUUUCUAUCUUGGGCAUGAAGAAACCAGAACUGAAACUACCAGACUACUGCAGCAAGCCACCAUUUUUCGGUGGCUGCCAACCGAUAACAAAAGAGUGGUACUUCGACACAACCGAAAAGAUUUGUAGACCGACAGGUGCUGGUUUGUGCUGCGCUGGCCACAACCGCUUCGUCACAAGAGACAAGUGUCGCGAAAUGUGCGAUCGUCGACAAAAGCUCUUAUCCGGUAAGGUAACACACCCCAACGUGUGCGUGACAACACCGAAAUUUGUUUCGUGUGGCCAGAGGCAAAGUGCCUGGUAUUUUGAUUCUGCCACCAGAAAAUGCAAAAUGUUCAGCUUCAACGCUAACACUUGCGGAGUUAGCGGCAACAUAUUUUUAUCAGAGCUGAAGUGCCAGUAUGCGUGCAUGCCAAAGAUGACACCCACACCCAUAUGCAGCGCAAAUCCCGCGAUGGAAGGGUGUUUCAUCAGGAGGAAGCAUUGGUACUUUAAUUUUACAACGAACGAUUGCAUGCGCUUUCCAAAUAAUCAUUGUGGAAAAGGGGCUAACAGCUUUUCCAGCGUUGAGAAGUGCAUGCUAUCAUGCAGCUAUAACCGAUUAAAGGUGCCCCACUCAAAAGGCAACGGGACAAGUCAAAAUGAGCUGCCCGGCAGCCCCACAGCACCUUUCCCAAAUUAUCGACCACACCCGCCACUCAUCCCAACUGGCCCGUCCACACCACAUGCCCUUCCUAUACAGCCCACUCCUCCAGGACACCCGAAUGAAAUCGGCUUACCUGGCGCUCCUGGGCUAAACGGUGGGCCUGGUCCGGCCCUUCCUCCCAACAUGCCUGGGCGUCCAGGAAUGCCAGGAGUACCGAGCAGCGUCAGGCCCGCUUCACCCGGUAUUGCGCCCAUUCCCGGCUUACCCGGACAGCCAAGUCAUCCUGGCGCGACUCCUCCAAGUGGACUACCCAUGGGUCCUGGCCUACACAGCCCGCCUCCCUUUCAAACGGAAGGGAGACCCACUCCACCAAGCUUUCUAGCUGCUGGAUCGGCUGGAUCCAGAGUGUCGGGCCCGCCCAUUCCACAUAUGCCGCCUCUUCAACCUGGUCUUUCUCAAGGACGGCCAAAAUAG